UUUGGUUUAAAGCGUCCGAGGGCGGCAGGUGGCGAUCUGUGUGCAUGGGACCCUGCGACGUCGGGAGAUGCUGCAAUGCAAUUGUCCCACACCUCCCUCUGCAUUACUCAGCCUACAAACCCACAGGAGAUAAUUAGUUCACAUUUCCAAACAGAUGCACAACUCGUGGCGCUGUUUCCUGGUUAUUAGAUUGAUUUAAAAAUCAGAGUAGCGGAGGUUGCAAGCGCUAGUGAAACAUUGCAGGAGAGUGACGGGUGCGGUUCUAAUAAGCUUGGAGGCGGUGCAAAUUGGAGUCGCCAAUCUCCGCGCAGCCACAAUACAGUACCUACCUGCACGCUCGCCCGCCUAACUUUCGAUGACGCCACGAUCGAAGGUCAGCUGACUGGGCCUCGCGCUCCCGAGUGUUGAGGGAGGGGUGUAGCUUCGGUGUCGGCGGCACGCCUGGGCGAAACCGAGCGUCAACCGAAAGUGGGUGUUAAAUCGGGGACUGAGAGCUAAGAUCCCCCGCCCCUUGUCCGAGUCAACAGCUGACACCUUCUUCAGCAAUUGCCACACUUGCCUCCUGGUUUUUUAAAUCGCCACCCACGUCUCUGAGCGUGAAGGCAGCAGCGGCCUGGAGUUAGACUCGUGUCCCAGUUAGACAGACCCUUCCCCUUUCAGCUGCCUGCUGGCCGGCCGCUGAGGUGACCUGGGACCAGGAGAAAUUGAAGGUUUUGUCCGCAUAGGGGAAUUUUAUUGAAACCUUUCCAAAAUGAUGCCGAUGAUAUUGACUGUUUACUUGAGCAGCAAUGAGCAGAGUUUUGCUGAAGUCCCCAUAACCCCUGAAACAACAUGUCGAGAUGUUGUUGAAUUUUGCAAAGAGCCUGGUGAGAUUGGUUGCCACUUGGCUGAGGUGUGGCGAGGGAAUGAGCGUGCUAUUCCUUCGGAUCAUAUGAUGUAUGAACAUUUGCAAAAAUGGGGACCUCGUAGAGAAGAAGUGAAAUUCUUUUUGCGACAUGAGGAUUCGCCCAAUGAGAGUAGUGAGCAAAGUGGACGUCAGUCUCAAGAUCAGUUAAACAGAUGGAAUGGAAUAAACCUAUCUGCAGAGCAUUUUGAAAAUGGGGGUGGUAAUCCUCGAGUAGAGAUGACCCUUUCAGAGCUGCAAGAAAUGGCUUCAAGACAGCAACAUCAGAUUGAGGCACAGCAACAGAUGUUGGUAGCCAAGGAGCAACGUUUACGUUAUCUGAAACAGCAAGAGAGACGCCAGCAGCAGUCCGUUUCAGAAAGUGACAAGUUACAAAAACUAAAAGAACGGAUGGAGAGCCAGGAAGCAAAGUUGAAGAAGAUACGAGCUAUGCGAGGACAGGUGGACUACAGUAAAAUUAUAAAUGGCAAUCUUUCAGCUGAAAUUGAGCACAUUAAUACUAUGUUUCAUGAGAAGCAGCGAGAGUUACAGUCAGCUGUGUUGAAAGUUGAUCAACUGACCCAGCAACUCGAUGAUCUGAGGAAAGGAAAAACAAAUGGAUUGCAUUCUUACAAUGGUCAAAUGCCAGGCCCUGCUGCACUUGAAUUGAAAAAAUUGUAUCAGGAGCUGCAGAUUCGUAAUAAACUUAAUCAAGAACAAAAUAUAAAACUUCAGCAUCAAAAGGAGCUGCUUAAUAAACGUAACAUGGAAGUGACUAUGAUGGACAAAAGGAUUAAUGAACUUCGUGAGCGAUUGUGGAAGAAGAAAACUGAUGCACGCCAAAAGGAAAACAUCCCUCUAAGUCAUAUUAAUGGAACACAGUCCUCCCAGACCCAUUCUAAUACCUCAGGGCGAGUGGCUGCUGUGGGACCUUACAUUCAAAUAUCUACUGGAACUAGACCACAGGGUAAUCAGUCAUCACCUGUGGAGAUGCUGAAACCUCAAACUCUGACUGUAACUAGCAAUGCUGGCCAUCCUAUAACGAGAGGAAAAUCUGCUAAUGAUGGAAGCUGGCCAACACCCCCACCAGGAUCUGUUGCCAUAGGGAAACUACCUCCAACGGCAAAAAAUGACUGGAAGGAAUCCAACAUGGAUACAGUUUUGAAGCCAGGAACUGGGUCAAGUCAGGUCCUGUCCACUUCUUCAACUGUUCCAAGCAGUGAGAAAAUGGGUAUUGAACCAGGAAGAGUGCCUCCAGCUGCACCUAAUGCAGUAAAGCAACUGCCUCAGUCUUAUGGACCUCACCCAAAACCUCUCGUGGCUAUUGGCUCUACAAAUUCACUGGAAAGAAUGAAAGAUACAACUCAGCCCCGACCUAGUAUGGGGUCACUUUCUAACAUAGCUACAGAAAACUGGCAAAGACCUACCCAGCCUCAAACUCCUGCUAGCACAUUUCAGGCUGGUACCUCUCAACAAAUUCAGCAGAGAAUUACUGUACCUCCAAGUCCAACUUAUCAGUCUGUUGGUUCACCAUUGUUCCCCACUGGAGAUAACAGACCCGAUCCACCACUAGCAGUAGCUGUAAGACCAUUCUUGGCUGAUAAAGGCUCAAGACCACAGUCUCCACGAAAAGGGCCUCAAACUGUUAACUCCAGUUCAAUCUAUUCGAUGUACCUUCAACAAGCUACGCCACCAAAGAACUAUCAGCAAUCUGCAUAUAAUACCUUAAACAAAGCACAUACUGUUAAAGCAAUGUAUGGGAAGCCUGUAUUGCCAUCAGGAUCAGGAUCGGGUUCUGGUUCAGCUUCUCCAUCUCCAUUGCCUUUUGCUCAUCCCCAGCCGUCCUAUGGUUCCCAUCCCCAGGCAACUGAUGAAAUCCAAAUGAAUGGGAAGGAACCAGAACAAGAGAACUUGCCAAGCACUAAUUCGAAUGUUGAAAACAUCCCACGUCCUCUCAGUCCUACAAAGCUAUUGCCAAUUGUGCACUCACCACUGCGUUAUCAAAGUGAUGCUGAUCUGGAAGUUCUAAGGAAAAAACUGGCUCAUGCACCAAGACCUCUAAAGAAACGCAGUUCCAUAACGGAGCCAGAAGGGCCUAGUGGACCAAAUAUUCAGAAACUGUUGUAUCAACGUUUUAAUACUCUAGCUGGGGGUAUGGAUAACACACCAUUUUAUCUCCCUAGUAACUCGCACGACUUUGUCGGUGCUUUAACAGAUGUUGAUAAUGGUAACACCAGCGUAGUGGAGUCUGGAUCAGUCCAGCCUGAACCAAUAACUCAGCUUGAAAAUCAACCAUCAUCAGAUGCCAAUGAUAAUCAGUUGCCUUCUCCACUGCAUUCUGAAUUAAUUCAGACAGAUAACAAUGACAUCCCUGCUACAGUGGAGGAUAAUAAUAAUAAUCCUGCUGUUGUUCAAACAGAACAGCUAUCAAGCCCUAUACCAGAGGCUGUAUCACCAGAGGAAGAUGUUCCUCCACCACCUGCUGUCCCACCACCACCAGCUAUUAAACGUACAAAUUUAAAAAAGCCUGAUUCAGAGAGAACAGGAUGUGGAAUGAGGGUAAAAUUUGAUCCUCUUGCUUUACUACUAGAUGCUUCCUUAGAGGGAGAAUUUGAUCUUGUGCAACGCAUCAUUUAUGAGGUUAAUGAUCCCAGUCAACCUAAUGAUGAAGGGAUUACGCCAUUACAUAAUGCCGUUUGUGCUGGUCACCAUCAUAUUGUGAAAUUCCUUGUUGAUUUUGGUGUAAAUACAAAUGCAGCGGAUAGUGAUGGAUGGACCCCACUACACUGUGCUGCUUCAUGCAACAGUGUCCAACUCUGCAAGCUCCUUGUGGAAUCUGGUGCUGCCAUUUUUGCCACUACAAUUAGUGAUGUUGAAACAGCAGCAGAUAAAUGUGAAGAAAUGGAAGACGGUUUUGUACAGUGCUCGCAGUUUCUUUAUGGAGUGCAAGAAAAAAUGGGUGUCAUGAACAAAGGUGUUGUUUAUGCUUUGUGGGAUUAUGAAGCCAAGAACAGUGAUGAAUUAUCAUUCCACGAAGGAGACCCUCUGACAAUUGUGAGAUAUAAAGAUGAUGUUGAAACAGACUGGUGGUGGGCUCGUUUUAAUGAUAAAGAAGGCUAUGUUCCUCGUAAUCUGCUUGGGUUAUAUCCAAGAAUAAAACCUCGACAACGAUCUCUGGCUUAAAAUCAUUUAGCCUUUCCGAUUAGAACCUGGAAUAGACAGACACAACACUCUUCAUAUUGGGGGUGUCCUCCAACCAGAGGAGAAAGUAGAUAUUUAUGUGCUGUGAUUUGGAUAUGCAGUAGUUUCUUUUAUGGUGCUUUUUCUUUGAACAACACCUACAUAUAUAUGCUGGCGUGUGCAUGCACACAGCCCAUUUGCUUACACUCAUGGAUCACACAGUGGUAGAGUGACCUUGUAGUUGUCAAGAAAUGGUAUCAAAGAAAAUGUUUCAUACAAACCUGGUUUCAGAGAGAAUUUUAAUUUAUAGAAUGGCUGUGUGGAUGGACUUGGAUUUAAUUUGGUUUAUGAUACAACUGUGCAAGAAUUUUGGAAUGUAUGCUUGAACAUGAAGGAAAAUUUAUUAUAAUUGAGACAGUGGCUUUUGCAAGAUGUGUACUGCCAGAAUUGUUGAGGUAAAUGAAGUGUAUGUGAUUAAUGGAAUGGUGUAUGUGAUUAAUGGAAUGAAUGGGAGAAGAGCACGAGAAUAUUGCAAAACAUUAACCUAUGUUGCCAAUGGAAAUAAUGCAAUAACUUACCCAAUGUUUGUUGCAGAACACUACAGCACUUGUUAUAAGUAUUCAAAUAUUUCUAUAUUAAAGAGCCUUAUUUUUUCCAAUAAUAUUUCUUUGAAACUUUAGCUGCAGUAAGCUUGAUAUUUGGCCUGAAUACCAUGUUCCAGAUUUCAUCAUUUAAGUUGUUAACUGAGCACUGUAGUAUUGAAUGUAAAUAUUGUGAUGUAUAAGAUUUUAACAGUGAGCUAUUAUGUAUGUGACAACUAAAUUUUUCAUAGUUGAUAGUAAUGCACUGCUUAACAACUGUUAUGUAAACACAAUAAAAUACAAUGGCAUGAACAACAGCGUUUCUAGUUGAUU
Mobula hypostoma (lesser devil ray) is the source of this 4977-nucleotide messenger RNA. It is a transcript of the gene ppp1r13bb, whose product is annotated as protein phosphatase 1, regulatory subunit 13Bb. Gene Ontology annotation, cellular component: nucleus. The coding region runs from base 752 to 4066 and encodes 1104 amino acids. The record is from RefSeq and is a predicted model, not a curated record. Gene Ontology annotation, biological process: signal transduction; regulation of apoptotic process. The transcript is spliced from 17 exons. Lineage: Eukaryota; Metazoa; Chordata; Chondrichthyes; Myliobatiformes; Myliobatidae. Gene Ontology annotation, molecular function: p53 binding.